This is a messenger RNA of Pimephales promelas (fathead minnow), 671 nucleotides long. It is a transcript of the gene hsbp1b, whose product is annotated as heat shock factor binding protein 1b. Gene Ontology annotation, cellular component: cytosol; nucleus. Lineage: Eukaryota; Metazoa; Chordata; Actinopteri; Cypriniformes; Leuciscidae. Gene Ontology annotation, molecular function: transcription corepressor activity. The record is from RefSeq and is a predicted model, not a curated record. Gene Ontology annotation, biological process: cellular heat acclimation.
GCGAUAUUUGUCAAGACUCCGUGAUUUGGCCAACAGCUGAUUUUUAGUAAGCAAAGGGCUGGGAGGAUACACAGUUUUAAGAAGAUUAAACAUAUAUUGCUGUUGUACAAAUCUAUUUAUUUAAACAAAAAAAAUGGCCGAAACAGACCCGAAAUCGGUUCAGGAUCUCACAGCAGUGGUGCAGACAUUGCUGCAGCAAAUGCAGGACAAGUUCCAGACAAUGUCAGACCAGAUCAUCGGGAGAAUUGAUGAAAUGAGCACCCGCAUCGAUGAUCUAGAGAAGAACAUAGCAGACCUGAUGACUCAGGCAGGAGUGGAAGAGAAUGAAGGAGAGAACAAGGUCAAAGAGGGAGGAGAGGCCUCCUAGUAGAGGAUGCUGAGAAAACACUAUACACACUAUUCAGGAUCAGCAAGAUUUUCUCUAUGGUGACUAACAUAUUUUGGUUUGAUGUGAUGCUUUUUUUAAAAAAAUAUAUAUAUAUUUAGCAGGAAUUCAAGUCAGUCUUAAUGCUGUGACUGUAUGCUACCCUUUUUCCUUUAUGGACGACAAAGAACUUUUUAAACUUGACAUCCAACUGUAGAAACAAACCCUGCGUUACUGUAAUAACAGCACUAGCCCAAGUGCCAACCUAACACCAUUCCUGUUCAAAUAAAUUUGUUGUUGAAUUAAA